Messenger RNA from Paramecium sonneborni, 664 nucleotides. Lineage: Eukaryota; Ciliophora; Oligohymenophorea; Peniculida; Parameciidae. The record is from the annotation of a GenBank genome assembly.
AAAUCAGUUAACAAUCUAAUCAGAAAAAUGAAGAAAUUGUUAAAUAAUUAUAAUUAAGUUUGGUAAAAGUAAAAGUUAUAUUCUAAGUAGGAAUGGUAAUUCUCAUAAUCAUUAACAUUUUCAACAACUCAUAAGCAUAUUUGUUGUUCAGUAACUUAAAAUGGAAAAGUUAUUGAAACAACUUAUGGUAGUUGAUAAUGUUGUAUGUGUGAUUAAAUUAUUCCUAAGAAUGGUCUCAUCUUAUUUGCUUUUAAAUUUAUUGAAAUAUCUAAUAAUAUGAUUGGAAUUGGUUUUAGAGAUAUUAUGUAGAGUAGGAAUUAUGUAAAUUGUUAUGAUAUUGGACAAGGGUAUAUAUUAUUAUAUUAAUAGUUCAUAAUAGAACAUAUAAUAUAUUUUAUAAUGGUUAAUGUUAUAAUCAUGAUUAAUAAGUAAACAUUGUUAAAUCAGUAGCAUUUAAAUUUACAACUAAUGAUAUAAUAAUAGUUGAAGUGGAUAUCAAAAAGAAGUAUGUGAAAUGGACAAGGUAAUCCACAAAUCAAUCAUUUGUAUCAAUUUCAAUUUUUAUUAUUAGACUCUAUCUAUUGAUACAUCCAAAGAUUUGUAUCCAUGUUUACAUUUAUGUGGUAAAUGUAAAGUAGAAAUAUUAAAUUAAAUGUUCUAAUGA